AUGGAGGCAACUCUGGACACUUUCCAACUAUUAGGGAAACUUUUCUAUUAUUUUUUAGAAAGUUUAGUUUAUUGUAUAAUUCCCAAGAGAAAAAAGAGUGUUGCUGGAGAAAUUGUACUUAUAACAGGAGCUGGGAGUGGACUUGGGAGAGAGUUGGCCAUAAAAUUUUCUCAUCUUGGAGCCAUUUUAGUGCUGUGGGACAUUAACAAAGAAGGGAUUUUGGAAACAAGUAGACUAGUCAAGAAAAAUGGUGGUGAAAAAGUAUAUACCUACACAUGUGACUGUGGCAACCGGCAAGAGGUCUACAAUGUCGCUAAACAGGUUAAAAAAGAAGUGGGUGAUGUCACUAUACUCAUCAACAAUGCUGGAUGCGUGACAGGAAAAUCAUUCCUUGAAACCCCAGACAAUAUGGUGGAGAAAUCAUUUCACGUAAAUGCCUUGUCUCAUUUCUGGACUUAUAAGGCCUUCCUUCCUGCCAUGAUUGCAGCUGACCAUGGUCACUUAGUCUGCAUUUCAAGUGCAGCAGGACAAAUUGGUACUAAUGGACUAGUAGAUUAUUCUGCAAGUAAAUUUGCAGCUUGUGGUACUGCAGAGGCUCUCUUCUUUGAAUUAAACCUGCAAAGGAAAACUAAAAUUAAAAUUACCAUCGUUUGUCCAUACUUCAUCAAUACUGGAAUGUUUGACGGCUGCGCAACCAAAUAUCCUCUUCUAUUACCUCUAUUGGAACCAGAGUUUGCAACUCAAACCAUUGUAAAUGCUAUUUUACGGAACCAAUUAUAUGUAUUAAUGCCCAAGAUUCUUUGGUUUGCAAUGAUCAUUAAACAAGUAUUUAGUGUAAAAAUGAUACUUGCCGUGAGUAAGUACCUUGGAAUGGACACCUUCUUGCUUAAUUUUAAAGGAAGACAACCAGCAAAAGAAAUUCAAACUGGAAUUGAAGAAACACCAAGUAUUCAAGCCGCAAAGAAGGUGAUGCAAUAA
Molecule: messenger RNA, 978 nt
Organism: Elephantulus edwardii (Cape elephant shrew)
Lineage: Eukaryota; Metazoa; Chordata; Mammalia; Macroscelidea; Macroscelididae
Product: short-chain dehydrogenase/reductase family 16C member 6-like
Exons: 6
Coding region: 1-978 (325 amino acids)
Cellular component (GO): lipid droplet
Molecular function (GO): oxidoreductase activity, acting on the CH-OH group of donors, NAD or NADP as acceptor
Source: RefSeq, a predicted model, not a curated record